This is a messenger RNA of Caenorhabditis bovis, 486 nucleotides long. Lineage: Eukaryota; Metazoa; Nematoda; Chromadorea; Rhabditida; Rhabditidae. The record is from the annotation of a GenBank genome assembly.
AUGUUUGAUGGUUUCGAGCAAACUUUCCCGAUUCCACCUAAUUCUUAUCAGUUACAGUCACCUAAUCAAUUACCGCAGGAUACUUCACCAUUUUAUUACAAUUCAUCCCUUUCAUCGACAUUUAUUCCACCAAAAUGUCUCGAAAUGUCGCAGGAAAAAUAUCCGAAAAUAAAUCUUCGAAGCCAGCAACACAAAAGAAAACCACGUGUUUUAUUCACACAAAAUCAGGUAAACGAAUUAGAAGAUCGUUUCAAAAAACAACGUUACGUGACUGCAAGUGAACGUGAAGAGUUAGCACGAAAUCUUGGUUUGACGGCCACUCAGGUCAAAAUUUGGUUUCAAAAUCGAAGAUAUAAAUGUAAGCGAUUGGCUCAAGACAGAACUCUUCAACUCAGCCAAAUGCCGUUUAAUCCGAUUUUUGCAUCUGCUCUUCCAUUCGGCUUGAACUGUUUCAACACAAACCAUCACCAGAAUAAUUCCAACUAA